CUUCGUCAUCGACGGGGCCACGGCGCUGUGGUGCGCGGCGGGCGCGGGGCCCUCCGGGGUGGUGAAGCUGCUGGUGAGCCACGGCGCCAACGUCAACCACACGACGGUGACCAACUCCACCCCCCUGAGGGCAGCCUGCUUCGACGGGCGCCUGGACAUCGUCAAGUACCUGGUGGAGAACAACGCCAACAUCAGCAUCGCCAACAAGUACGACAACACCUGCCUGAUGAUCGCCGCCUACAAGGGCCACACGGAGGUGGUGAGGUACCUCCUGGAGCAGCACGCCGACCCCAACGCCAAGGCCCACUGCGGGGCCACGGCCCUGCACUUCGCCGCCGAGGCCGGGCACUUGGAGAUCGUCAGGGAGCUGGUGAGGUGGAAGGCCGCCAUGAUGGUCAACGGCCAUGGGAUGACCCCCUUGAAGGUGGCCGCCGAGAGCUGCAAGGCUGACGUGGUGGAGCUGCUGCUGGCCCACGCCGACUGCGACCAGAGGAGCCGCAUCGAGGCUCUGGAGCUCCUGGGGGCUUCCUUUGCCAACGACAGGGAGAACUACGACAUCGUCAAGACCUAUCACUACUUGUACUUGGCCAUGCUGGAGAGGUACCGGGACGGCGAGAACGUCAUCGAGAAGGUCGUUCUGCCCCAGAUCGAAGCUUAUGGGAACAGGACUGAGUGCAGGACUCCUCAGGAGCUGGAGGCCAUUCGGCUGGACAGGGAUGCCCUCCACAUGGAAGGGCUCAUUGUGAGGGAGAGGAUCCUGGGCUCGGACAACAUCGACGUCUCUCACCCCAUCAUCUACCGGGGCGCCGUUUACGCCGACAACAUGGAGUUCGAGCAGUGCAUCAAGCUCUGGCUCCACGCCUUGCACCUGAGGCAAAAAGGCAACAGGAACACUCACAAGGACCUCCUGAGGUUCGCUCAGGUCUUCUCUCAGAUGAUACACCUGAACGAGCCCGUGAAGGCCAAGGACAUUGAGAGCGUCCUGAGGUGCAGCGUCCUGGAGAUCGAGCAGGGCAUGGCCCGCAUCAAAACCACCCAGGACUCCGACCUCCACACCGCCCUGGACAACUACGAGUGCAACAUUUUCACCUUCCUCUACUUAGUCUGCAUCUCUACCAAGACCCAGUGCAGCGAAGAGGAUCAAUCCCUCAUCAACAAGCAGAUCUACAACCUCAUCCACCUGGAUCCCCGCACGCGGGACGGCUCCAGCUUGUUGCACCACGCCGUCAACUCCAGCACCCCCGUGGACGACUUCCACACCAACGACGUCUGCAGCUUCCCCAACGCCCUGGUCACCAAGCUCCUCCUGGACUGUGGGGCCGACGUCAACGCCGUGGACGGCGAGGGGAACAGCCCUCUCCACGUCAUCGUCCAGUACCACAGGCCCAUCAGUGACUUCUUGACCUUGCAUUCCAUCAUCAUCAGCCUGGUGGAGGCCGGCGCUCACACGGACAUGACGAACAAGCAGAAGAAAACCCCUCUGGAUAAAAGCACCACGGGGGUGUCCGAAAUACUCCUUAAAACUCAAAUGAAGCUGAGUCUCAAGUGCCUGGCUGCCCGAGCAGUACGGAUCUAUAACAUCAGCUACCAAAACCAGAUCCCCAGAACUCUGGAAGAGUUUGUGAAGUUUCACUAG
This is a messenger RNA of Merops nubicus (carmine bee-eater), 1636 nucleotides long. It is a transcript of the gene FEM1B, whose product is annotated as fem-1 homolog b (C. elegans). The transcript has a single exon. NCBI's taxonomy places the organism in Eukaryota, Metazoa, Chordata, Aves, Coraciiformes, Meropidae. Gene Ontology annotation, molecular function: protein binding. The annotation marks the transcript as partial. The record is from RefSeq and is a predicted model, not a curated record.